AGUCAUCUCGCAGUUUUCGAAGAAUCAUGGCGAAGAUCCUGCUCCACUUUGCUGUCGUCCUCGUUGUCCUGGCUACGUGCUUGGCCAACACAACUGACCGGCCUUCCAGCACGACUACCAAGGAGUAUCCGUGCCGCGUGGACUACAAGACGUGCGGCAGACCGCAUUGCAAGAGCGCAGCAGAGUUCGGACGUCGCUGGCGAAACAACUGGGAUCCCACAUCAUUUUGGCUCUGCGUUAAGCUCAACGAGCCCGCCAAGUUGGUGAAGUGCGAGGACACGGACGAAGGCGGUUCGGCUUACUACAAUGGUGAGUGCGUGGACUGGGAUGACUGGUGCUGGACGCCACCAUGCAAGCCUCUCUCGUCCGCCGACUGCCCGCCUCCAGUCACACCGAGUCCCAAGCCGACGAAGCCCAGCAAGCCCACGCAUCCAGGACACUCGAGCACUCCUCCUCACCGACCGGAGCCAACGACGGAACCCGAAGUGCGCCCCACUGAGACAACGGAAGGCACAGAAGAGACUACAACUGAAGCUCCCACCGAUACCACCUUAGAUACCACACUGUCUUAAGAGCGAUCCUGACGAUGAUUCCCCUGAAGAACUCUCAUUAAAUAAUCUGCAAGCAUAAUUACUGACUUUGACUCCAGCUAAUCC
This is a messenger RNA of Phlebotomus argentipes, 656 nucleotides long. RefSeq names its product gamete and mating-type specific protein A-like. Lineage: Eukaryota; Metazoa; Arthropoda; Insecta; Diptera; Psychodidae. The record is from RefSeq and is a predicted model, not a curated record. Bases 27 to 572 code for a protein of 181 amino acids. The transcript is spliced from 2 exons.